GCCUCGCGCUGCCCUGGGAGCUGCGUCAGAAGAGCAGGAACAGCCGGAUCGGCUGCACGUGAUUCGCUAUCCCGGGAAAAGCGGCGAUUGGCGGAAGGAUGAUGGAGAUCGAGCGCCCGCUGGCGCAGGAGCCGCAGAGCCUAGAUUUAAUUGACAUCCUGUGGAGGCAGGACAUAGACCUUGGUGUCGUCCGUGAAGAUUUUGAUUAUAACUACAGACAAAAGGAGUACGAACUAGAGAAACAGAAGAAACUCGAGAAGGAAAAGCAGGACCAGUUGCAGAAGGAACAAGAGAAGGCUUUGCUGGCACAGCUGCAGUUAGAUGAAGAGACAGGUGAAUUUGUUGCUAUUCGGCCAGCAAAGCAAAGCGAAAACAAAACCCCAGGAGAAAUCUCAGAAUCUGCGCAGAUUGCAAAGACAGUGGAGAGAGAUGAUGGAGCUUUGUCGUUUGAUGAAUGUAUGCAGCUUCUCGCCGAGUCAUUUCCAUUUGUAGAUGACAUAGAGUCUCAUACAGUUCCACUUGAGCCUUCUGUUCCAGUUCCGGCUCAAACCAGUUCACAGUCAAUGGCUCCAUAUCAGGCUCAACAAGCUGCUCCCUCAAGCCUUUCAUCCACAACACCUGAACCAAACUCUCCGGAGGAUUUGGAGCAAACCUGGCAAGAGCUACUCUCAAUCCCGGAGCUUCAGUGUCUGUACAUGCAGAAUGAUAACCUCACUAGUACUGGAUUGACAGGAUAUACUUCCAAGAGCAAACCUUCCGAGAUGCCAAGUGACACCUAUAGCUUCAGUGCAAACCUGCCAGAUGACCAUGUGGUUGGCAGCAAUCCCAGUUUCCUUUCCCUUUUUGAAGAAGUAAUGCCGCCUGAAAGUCCCACACUCCACCAGCUCAAAACAAAUACGUCUGAUGGUGUGAACCCCUCAUUCAGCAACAGUCCUUACAGUGAUCUGUUCUUCUCCACACCUCUGAGCACCCAGAGGAACAGCAACAUUCCCCAGCAUACCAAUAUGAAUGACUCACUUACGAGCAUUCUGGAUGAUGCCCUUCUUGAACAAAUCAACAUCUCACACUUAAAAGUGGAUAAGGAGUUUGCUUGUAAGAAGCCAUCAAAUUUGCCUGAGGUUCUGGAUUCUGACUCGGGCCUGUCCAUGUGCUCGAGUUCUGGUGGCCCCUCCCCUGGUAAUUCAGUGCAAUCGUCCAUUUGUGGAGAUCCAACUCACAGUUAUAGUGAUUCUGAAGUAGAUGAGAUGGAGAGCAGCCCUGGCUGUGUUCAGCCUGAAUUUGCAGAAUUGUACCCAAUGCAUUUCCAAAAUGACGGACAUUUUCAGGCACCCUCUCUUGACCUUACAAAGUCAAAUAAGAGCCCCAAACUUUACACGAAAGAAGCAAAGGAUGAUCUGCCAGUGAGCCCCGGCCAUAGUAAAACCCCUUUCAUCAAAGACAAGCAUUCCAAACGAGUGGAAGUUCGGCUCACUAGAGAUGAGCAACGGGCUAAAGCACUCAAUGUUCCUUUCUCUGUCAGAAAGAUUAUUAACCUUCCCGUCGACGAUUUCAAUGAAAUGGUUUCCAAGUAUCAGCUAAGUGAGGCUCAGCUCGCUCUCAUUCGUGACAUCCGUCGCCGUGGCAAAAACAAGGUAGCAGCUCAGAACUGCCGCAAGCGCAAACUGGAAAAUAUAGUUGGUCUCGAACAUGAUCUGGAUCAGCUUAAAGAUGAAAAAGAGGAACUUCUCCAAGAAAAGGAGGAGCAUGCCAAAAACCUCCUUCACAUCAAACAACAGCUGAACAGUCUGUACCAUGAGGUUUUUAGUAUGCUACGAGAUGAAGAUGGAAAUCCGUAUUCUCCAUCUGAGUACUCACUACAGCAGACCAGCGACGGCAGUGUUUUCCUCGUUCCCCGGAGCAAGAAACUGGAAAUAAAGAGAGAAUGAAAUUCUAAAGUUUUGUUUAUUGUAUUUUUUUUAAAUGAGAAGCCGAAACCUGUGUGAAUUGCAAGUUUUAAAACUUUAAAAAGUUUUGUUAUCAUAUGUUAAUGAGUCUCCUAUGCAAAGAAAGAUUAUUACCAUUUUUCAUGGUUUCUGGUUUCUUGAAGGUGAGAGAGUUUUAGCUGAAGAUUGACUGAAAAAUGGUCUCUUGCCUAGUUCUUUUAAUAUUGAUUAUUUCUGUGCACUGCUUAUUACAUCUAUUCUUAGAGCUCUUGUAUAGUUUUGUAAAUACUGCACAUCUUAUUUAUAUAUGCAGAUAUAUAUAUCCCAUUUACUAUUAAAUUGAAGGUCUUUCAUAGAAUUAUAAAAAUUAUUUUAGUAAGCUACUGCUUCUUCUGUUGCAAGUGCCUGUUUUAUACUUUUUUAUUACAUUUCAAAAAUAGAUAAAUGGAAGAAUUAAAAAUGUAUGACUUCAUUUCUUCGCUUUAUAUAGAAAAGUUAUUAAAUAAAAUGUAUCUUUAACCAUUGCAAAAAUCUUGC
This is a messenger RNA of Hypanus sabinus (Atlantic stingray), 2459 nucleotides long. RefSeq names its product nfe2 like bZIP transcription factor 2a (gene nfe2l2a). The record is from RefSeq and is a predicted model, not a curated record. Gene Ontology annotation, biological process: cellular response to oxidative stress; regulation of transcription by RNA polymerase II. Gene Ontology annotation, cellular component: nucleus. The transcript has 5 exons. Bases 99 to 1925 code for a protein of 608 amino acids. Gene Ontology annotation, molecular function: DNA-binding transcription factor activity, RNA polymerase II-specific; RNA polymerase II cis-regulatory region sequence-specific DNA binding. Lineage: Eukaryota; Metazoa; Chordata; Chondrichthyes; Myliobatiformes; Dasyatidae.